Molecule: messenger RNA, 4713 nt
Organism: Xenopus tropicalis (tropical clawed frog)
Lineage: Eukaryota; Metazoa; Chordata; Amphibia; Anura; Pipidae
Gene: inpp4b
Product: inositol polyphosphate-4-phosphatase type II B
Exons: 24
Coding region: 379-3162 (927 amino acids)
Biological process (GO): phosphatidylinositol-3-phosphate biosynthetic process
Molecular function (GO): hydrolase activity, acting on ester bonds; phosphatidylinositol-3,4-bisphosphate 4-phosphatase activity; phosphatase activity
Source: RefSeq, a predicted model, not a curated record
AUGUGACUAUGAGUGGGCACAUUCCCUGAGCAGCUACACCUGCAGCAUCUCACCUGUGUCAGUAGGAGAUUGUGCUGCUCUGUUGAUCCAUUCCCACAGUAUAUAACUAGCAGGGAGUGUUUUCUAGCUGCAGCUGAAUAAGCAGAGAAAAGAAAAAUCUUUUUCUAUUGACUUUUAAGGUAGAGAUGUUCAUGAAAAAAGAAAAAUCUAAUAGCGGAACAUUAUGGUAUUAACCCACAUGUAGAUUUUUUCAGUGAAGAGGAAGAGCUGUACCUUGAAGCAACAUCGACGGUAGACUGUGAAUCUUGGGCAGAGGCGUUCAAUCAAGCAAACUCUGAAAUAUUGCGAGGUGGAAUUACACUGGUCAGAGCAUUAAUAAUGGAAAUCAAAGAGGAACAAGCCUUGGAUGUAGCCCAGAAUCUAAUUUUCCCUGCUGAAGGGGGGAAUCCUGUGGGGCAAGACACAGCAAGGAUUCAGAAAACUUUGGCUGACCCAAAGCUUGAGUUUGCUCUUGCGUGCAAGGAUCUCCUCACUGCUGCCCGUGACCGAAAACUCAACACGUUUGUGCAGAUUUCAGUGGCACAUCCAACAGAGCAAAGUUUAACAAGAUAUGCAAACACUGAAGUGGUGGAGGGAACAAGGGACCCACUGUUUCUGACUGGUGUGACGUUUCCUUCGGAGUAUCCCAUCUACGAGGAAACUAAAAUAAAACUAACCGUAUAUGAUGUCAAGGACAAAUCCCAAGAAACCGUUCUUCCAGAAGCCAGUGAUCCAAGAACAAACAGUGGGAAAAGUCUCCUGGGUUGCAGUACUUUUAAAGUAAGGGAUCUGGUGAAAUCAAAGGAGCAACAACUGUCCCUAAAUCUCAAGACCCUAAAUGGUGGAAAGAAAAUCGGUAAUAUUGAAGUGAGUCUGGUGAAGAUGGGAGAGAUAGAGAAUGGGGAGGCAGAUCAGAUCACAACAGAUGUGCACGGACAGAAGUGUUCUUUGGUUUGUGAAUGCUCUUCACCAGAAGCUAUCAGUGGAAAGGACAAUUUAUUAAAUACAGUUUUCAGGAAUCCCAUCUACAAGUUUUACAGAUUCCCAUCAUCAGAUAACAAGUGGAUAUGUGUCCGGGAACAGAUGGCAGAGAGCAGCAUGUCAUUUCAUAUCCCAAAACAACUGCUCUCCCUAUACAUAAAAGAAGAUACCAGAAGAAUUGAGCAGCUAAAAGAGCUUGGUGACCUUUCUCCACACUGGGACAACUUGCGCCAGAAUGUUCUAGCUCAUUAUGAAGAGAUGGUCUCUGUCUACCAGGAAAGUCUUGAAGAGCUAGAGAAACAUACAGGGUCUUCUUUCAAAUCAAGCUGCAGUAAAGGAGAAAAAAGUCUAGAAUUUGUUCCAAUUAACCUGCACUUACAACGUAUGCGAGUCCAUAGCCAAAAGUUAAAAGAUGCCCUUUAUGAUGUAAUCACCAUUGGAGCUCCUGCAGCACAUUCUCAGGGAUUUAAAAAUGGCGGCCUCAGGAGGCUCCUCAGCAGGUUUGAGGCAGAAAAGAAAAAUACCGGGUACCAGUGUAUUUACUAUUCACCUGAGAACACAGCUAAGGCAAAAGAAAUUCUAAGUAGUAUCAAUCACCUGCAGCCUCUUAUAUCAAGCCAUACAGACCUCCUGCUUAAUUCAGCAAAACAGCACUCUGCAGAGAGCCUAAAGGAUUCUUUAAAGACACUCUCAGAAACGACGGAGCGAUUUGUUCGUUCAUUCAAGGAUCAGCUUAUCAGCAAUGCUCUUUUGGCACUAUCCACGGCAAGGCCAAGUUGCGCCAACAAAAAGCUUACUGAUCCUCUGAGUGACACAGAAGACAAUAAGACAGAUGAGCAGGAUAACUUGCACCAAAUAACAAGGCAAGAUUCCAUACCUCACCUUUCAGACUAUGAUGAGGAAGAAUGGGAUAGGGUGUGGGCCAAUGUGGGAAAAAGUUUAAACUGCAUUAUUGCCAUGACAGACAGACUACUUGAACAAGGCAAUAGCACAAGAGAAAACAAAACUGAGUGUUCAUCUGAAGACAUCACGUCACAACAAAAUGGAGACUGGUAUGAACAGCUGUACCCUCUGAUAAUUACACUAAAGGACUGCGUAGAAGAAGUGGUAGAUCGAGCAAAGAAAUCAAUGACUUUUGUUGUUUUUCAAGAGCUUGCAUGUGGGUUGCCCCAGUGUUUGCAGCUCACCUUUAGAAGAGACGUUGUUUUCAGCCAAGCACUUUCAGGAUUGACCUGUGGUUUUAUAAUCAAGCUACAUUCAAGUUUACACAAUGAAGCCUUUCUACAUCAACUUCAUACUGUGGGGUUACUUGUCCAAUAUGAAGGUCUAUUGAGUACAUACAGUGAGGAAGUUGGGAUGCUAGAAGAUAUGAGUAUUGGCAUUUCAGAUUUAAGGCAUGUAGCAUUUAAGAUCACAGAAGCCACAUCAGAAGAUUUUCUGCCACUUGUUACUGGAAGACGAGAACGCUUUAUGGUAGAGGUCAAGCUUCCAACCAAAAUGUUUGAGUUACUGCCCCAAGAAAUUAAAGAUGGAAAAUUACUCUGUGUUCAUCCAGUCUUUUUUAAUGUUGGAAUUAAUGAACAACAAACGAUUGCAGAGAGAUUUGGUGAUACAUCUUUGCAAGAAAGCAUUAAUCAAGAAAAUGUAGAGCAUUUGGAAGAAUAUUAUAGAAUGUGUAUUGAGAAAGUUCCUUCAGCGUGUCCACAGUUAUUACAGGAACAAAGUGACGUGAAGGAACUCCUUGAAAACCUGCAUCAAAAUACACAAGCCAAAAAGAGGAAGAAUGUAGAAAUUAUGUGGUUGGCAGCUACAAUAUGCCGGAAAAUGAAUGGGGUUCGUUUCACAUGCUGUAAAAGUGCCAAAGACAGGACCUCAAUGUCGGUGACUUUAGAACAGUGCCAGAUAUUACGAGAUGAACACGACCUACACAAGGACUUCUUUGUACGGGCCCUUGACUGCAUGAGGAGCGGACAAGCCCAGGGAGUACUGAAUGAGUCGGAUGAUCCAGAGAAAGGCUGUGUAACAGAUAACAAGCCAACUUCCCGUCACUUCUAUCCUGUCGCCUUGCUUCUUGUCAGCUCUCACUUGUUGGUUGUGUGGCUUAUUCUGAGUCUUGCGUUGCUAUUAGCCAAAUAUCAAUGAUAUGCACUUAGUACUAUUAUAUUUUUUUUUACAAAUAGCUAUGUACUUUGAUUUGUAAAUUAACUGUGUUUGCAUUACUUUAUAUUUCAACCUCAAAAGGCAUCCCUAAACCCAUGUCUAAAGCAAAAAAAAUAAUAUUUUAUGUUUAUUCCUUCCAAUUCUAUAUAUGACUGCUGUUUGUUCAUAUUGAUAAAAAAAAAGACCAGUUUAGAAGAUACAUCAUAAUAAUAGGGCUUAUUUCUUCUCCAUUUUUUGAUUGUUGCCUUAAGCCAGUCAUACACAGGCAGGUCUGCUCAUUUAGUGAUGUGUCAAAACAAAUGGGUCUUUGCUUAGCCUUGCGCCCAAACGGUGGGACAGGUCUGGCUGCCAUUUGUACCAUGUGCCAACUGAUCAAAUCAUGUAGCCUUGUCUGCUGGGAGAGAAGUGUUACCCCAGUUGGCAGUCAGUGUCAGCUUGUGUAUGGCCAGCUUUAGCUGAAUUUUACACCACCAGAGAAUUCAGACUCUUAAGGCAACUUUUGACGGUGGAAAAUGCAGGCUUUUGAACUGUUGCCUAUAUUUGUUACCAAAAUUCAUUCAACAGACUAAAUGCCUUGGAUGGUUGGAUGGCUAACAUGAAAUAUCUUUGUAUCCAUUCAGUUUUUGAUAUAAUAUAUUAAAACUACAACUCACGUGCCCAUUUAAAGGAAUAAAAUGCAUUCUUGUAACAAGAUUUCAUAAUACUAAAAUUUACAAAUAUCUAAUGGGACUGUAUUUUUAUAUAGUAACUGUCUAAAAGGUGACACCCAAGGUUUCCCUAGCUUGUCAGUGCCAUAUAAACUAUUGUGGAUCAAUUUAAUUUUGUAAAGAAAAAACAAGACCCUUUUUUAUUUUUUUUUAACUAAAAUGAAAAUGUAUUCUGUAAUAAAAAGAUAAAAUUAAUUCCAGAGAUAAAAUGGAAACUGAUCACAACAUUCAGUGAACUAAGUGUAGGCCACGUAGCUCAAACGCUUGCACCAAACACUACAUCUUGCACUUCUUGUUCUUGUGCCGCUGCCUUGCAAACUUUGUGCAAGGAGAACAUUGAUACAGGGGAACCCUGGGGCUACUGCCAACUCCAGAGGUGAGCGCCAGAAAUGAAGCCAACCAGACCUUUUAGUGCAAUUGCAUCUGAUCUGAUCAAAACCCAAGCACUAUUGCAUGUAUUUUGGUUAAUUGGCUGUAAUUGUGCCAGAUGCAUCUCCACCUGGGAGCACAAUUAAGCAGAAUUAUGGGGAAAAGACACUGCAUUGUGUCAAAAUGUGCGCUUUGCACACUGCCCCUGGUGUUGUAAAUGACCCCUAAUGUCUUCAUGCAAUUGGAAAAUAAGUGAUUUAGAAAUUACUAUAUAAUACUGUACUUUGGGCCUUUCACCUCUGCCAGGCCAUAGUCUGAGUAUUUCCUGCAUUUAUCAAAAUGCCCUUCUUAUGCCACCUAGCACAACACAUUUAAGGGGUGGUUUAACCUUUAAGAUAACUUUUAGUAUGUUAUAGAAUGUACUAUUUAUUUGUUGUAGUUUUUUAAUGAUUUGCCU